This is a messenger RNA of Schistosoma curassoni, 690 nucleotides long. Lineage: Eukaryota; Metazoa; Platyhelminthes; Trematoda; Strigeidida; Schistosomatidae. The record is from the annotation of a GenBank genome assembly.
CCUGUAAAGAGAAAGUGUUUAAAUGGGUGAGCCUGAACGCCACAAACUUUAAAUUUACCUGGGCAUGGCUGAGCAGAGAGAAAACGCAUUUCAAAAGCAAGAAGUGAAAGGAAAGAACGGCGGAAGGUAUUACAAGAGCAUAGGUCUUGGCUACAAAACUCCAAAAGAGGCUAUAUUCGGUAAUUACAUUGACAAGAAGUGUCCCUUCACUGGAAAUGUACGUAUCCGUGGUCGAAUCCUCACAGGUGUUGUGCGUAAAAUGAAGAUGAACCGGACUAUUGUUAUUCGUCGUGACUACCUCAAGUACGUGAAAAAGUACAACCGAUAUGAGAAGCGACAUAAGAAUAUGUCUGUACAUAUAUCUCCUUGCUUCAGAGAUGUGGAUAUUGGAGAUGUCGUAACUGUUGGUGAGUGUAGACCCCUGAGUAAAACAGUAUCAUUCAAUGUCAUCAAAGUUUCGAAAGCCGCUGGUUCAAAGUUUACCGCAGAUCUUGGUUCUCCUUUCGUUUCUAGUGGAACUGACUAACUUGUUUUGAAAUCGUCAUUAUAAGUUUCGAAAGAAUUGACCUUCCUGUGAACCAACUAAAAAGUCUACUGUCCUGAGCAUUUCGUAACGGUAACAAUAGUAGCUUAAUACGUUUCUGCAAUAAUCUCCAUUUAUAUAUCCCCUAAAACUUUUACCUAUUUUUA